Molecule: messenger RNA, 360 nt
Organism: Eurytemora carolleeae
Lineage: Eukaryota; Metazoa; Arthropoda; Copepoda; Calanoida; Temoridae
Product: tyrosine-protein kinase transmembrane receptor Ror2
Exons: 4
Coding region: 49-360 (103 amino acids)
Source: RefSeq, a predicted model, not a curated record
GUGUCUAGGAACGGAGGGGGUAUAGAAGAGACCCCCUGGUGCUACACAAUGGAUCCCUUGGUUAGAUGGCAGCACUGUACAAUCCCUCAGUGUGAAAACCUGACCGAUCUUGUGAGCUAUGCUGUAGAACUUGAUAUAGUUGAGAAUAGAACAAUAAUAGAAGAUCUGAUGAGUCCAACCUUUAUCGUGCUAGCUGCUGGGGUGGGGGUGGGCGUGGUUAUUGUGCUCCUCCUUAUCUCUCUAAUAUGUUCUAAACUAUGCAGAAGUGGGCCUGGAUACACGGCUACAAGGAUACAGGACGGAGAUAUAGAUUUGGAAAAAUUAGCAGAGAACAGUAACUAUCAAACUACAGGUAGUUGA